Molecule: messenger RNA, 1094 nt
Organism: Zymoseptoria tritici IPO323
Lineage: Eukaryota; Fungi; Ascomycota; Dothideomycetes; Mycosphaerellales; Mycosphaerellaceae
Exons: 3
Coding region: 69-1094 (341 amino acids)
Molecular function (GO): oxidoreductase activity, acting on NAD(P)H
Source: RefSeq, a predicted model, not a curated record
CAUUCUUACACCACUAACGCAAAAGGAAGUCGACACAAGACAGCGCGCGAGACGCAGCAUCAAUCACCAUGAAGGAAGCAGUCGUAUCUGUUGGCCCAAAGGUCACCAUCCGGGACAGCGACAUUCCCAAACCAGAGCCUCGCCAGGUCAUCAUCAAGACCGUCUUUGCAGGAUGCAAUCCAAAAGACUGGAAGAUCGCCGAAUGGAUGCCGCAGAUGCAGAACGUCAACCAGGGCGACGACAUUGCCGGAGUCGUGCAUGAGGUGGGAUCCGAGGUCACGGAGUUCAAAAAGGGCGAUAGAGUGGCUGCAUUCCAUCAGAUGCUCCAGCCUGGUGGAGGCUGGGCGGAGUACAGCGUGGCCUGGGACCAUACCACCUUCUUCCUCCCAGAGAAGACCAGCUUCGAGGAGGGAGCGGCUAUCCCGCUGGCUGCCCUUACCGCUGCGAUUGGCCUCUUCGCCAGCGACAGACUCGCCCUACCAAACGUCUUCACACCUGCAACUGAGCCUAUCCCACUGGUCGUCUACGGAGCCAGCAGCGCUGUCGGGAGUUACGUCCUCCAAUUCGCCGCAAAGGCCAACAUCCACCCACUGAUCUGCAUUUCCGGCCGAGCGCAGGAUCACGUCGAGAAGCUCAUCGAUCGUUCAAAGGGAGACACGAUCAUCGACUAUCGAAAAGGAGACGAGGCCGUGGUGGAAGGCAUAAAAUCGGCACUCAAAGGAAGCAAGCUGAACUACGCUUACGACGCCGUCAGCGAAAAGGGCAGUUUCCAAAACAUCUGCAAGGUGUUGGAGCCGAAUGGCAAGAUCACACUGGUUCUGCCAGGUGCGGAUUAUUCGGACAUUCCUAAGAGUGUACAGCAGAGCCAGACGAAUGUUGGACAAUCUCACGACCAGCAGAAGGAUCUGGCGUAUGUGUACUCCAGGCUGAUCACGCGCGGACUGCAAGAGGGGUGGUUCAAGGCUCAGCCUCAGGAAGUGAUUCCCGGCGGCCUGGGAGGCGUGCAGACUGGGCUGGAGCGGCUCAAGGAUGGUACUGCCAGUGCGGUCAAGUAUAUCUACAAGAUCAGCGAUACCGAGGGCGUCAGUGGUUGA